Messenger RNA from Jatropha curcas, 1624 nucleotides. NCBI's taxonomy places the organism in Eukaryota, Viridiplantae, Streptophyta, Magnoliopsida, Malpighiales, Euphorbiaceae. The record is from RefSeq and is a predicted model, not a curated record.
AUAAUAACAAAGAAUGAGCGGUUAGUAGUGGGUCUUCUCACUUCUGUUCAACGUCCCUUGCCUGCAAAGCAGAGAUGAAGAAUUUUCCUUUUUCUUGUCAAUUAAUUUUUCUUUUUUUUUUUUUUUCCCCACAAUUUGUUCUUGUUGAGAGAACAAUAUAUACAAAGCUAAAAGGAUAAAGGAAAGAACAAAAACAUUAACAUUAACAAGUUAAAAAUAAGAAAACAGAGCACCUUCUCUGUUUUAUCUGUUCUCUCCCUCUCUGUCUCAAAACUUGUUCAUGUUCUCGUCUUUCAAAUUUUGCCCAAGUCCUUUCCUUUUGCUUCUUCUCUUUCUGGGUAUCUUCGAUUCGGCUUCUAUUCUUUGCUUUUCAGAUGGGUUUUCUGUUAAAGAAGCUAUUGGUCUGUGAAUAGAAGAGAGGACUUGUAAACAUUAAGAAAGAAAAACAAAUAGAAGGAAGAAAGAAGAAUGUCUUCGAAGAGCAGAGGAGAGCAGAGUUCUUCUAAAAGUUUUAUAUCACAGAAAUGGACUCUUUUUCUUUGUUUGUGUUGUUUCUGUGCUGGAAUGCUAUUCACCAAUAGGAUGUGGGCAGUUCCUGAGUCCAAAGGUAUCACGCGGACAACCGCCAUGGAAGCCGAUAAACUAAAAUUGGUUUCAGAGGGUUGUGGAAUUAAAACUAAAGAAGUGAGGCGUGACUCUAAAGAUAUUAUUGGGGAAGUGUACAAGACUCAUAGUGCCAUACACACAUUAGAUAAGACUAUCUCAAAUUUAGAGAUGGAAUUGGCUGCUGCAAGGGCGGCACAGGAGUCCAUACUAAGUGGCUCUCCUUUGUCAGAGGAUUUGAAGAAGACUGGAUCACCUGGUAAAAGAAGGUAUUUGAUGGUGAUUGGAAUUAAUACUGCUUUCAGUAGCAGGAAAAGAAGAGAUUCAGUUCGUGCAACAUGGAUGCCACAAGGUGAAAAAAGGAGGAAACUGGAAGAAGAGAAGGGUAUCAUUGUUCGUUUUGUCAUUGGUCAUAGUGCCACAUCUGGAGGCAUUUUGGACAGAGCAAUUGAAGCAGAGGAUAAAAAGCAUGGAGAUUUUUUGAGAUUGGACCAUGUUGAAGGGUACCUUGAAUUGUCUGCAAAAACAAAGAUAUAUUUUGCUACUGCUGUUGCUUUGUGGGAUGCAGAUUUCUAUGUCAAAGUUGAUGAUGAUGUCCAUGUAAAUAUAGCAACACUUGGAGAAACUCUAGUUAGACAUCGAAAGAAACAACGGGUAUACAUUGGAUGCAUGAAAUCUGGUCCUGUACUUAAUCAAAAGGGAGUAAGAUAUCAUGAACCAGAGUAUUGGAAAUUUGGUGAGGCAGGAAAUAAAUACUUCCGCCAUGCUACUGGACAGCUAUAUGCAAUUUCAAAAGAUUUGGCUACGUAUAUAUCAAUAAACCAGCAUGUUCUACACAAGUAUGCUAAUGAGGAUGUUUCAUUGGGAUCUUGGUUUAUUGGACUUGAUGUAGAGCACAUUGAUGAUCGAAGACUUUGUUGUGGCACUCCACCAGGUAAAUGCACAGUUUACUAGAUAAUUUGAAACUUCUAUUUCCAACAUUAUCUUAGACAACAAUAAAUAAGGCAUUUUUCCUCUUCUC